GUGCAAGCAAACACGUGUAAGCAAAGUGCGAAAUAUCUUGUAUGGCGUCGUACGUCUGGCAGCAGAGCAAAAACAUGAACCAAACGUGAACAUACCAAGGACACUGCACAUGAAUAAUCGUUCUACUUGAAGAAAAAGUGAGAAAAUAUACAGUAAUAUUAUUCUUUAUCUAGGAAAGUCCUCUGCAGGUUUUGUUUUUACAAGUAUUACAAAACUGCAACGUUCAAUUCAAGUUCAGAUACGUUCUCUCUCGUGCCGAAGCAAACGUUCUGCCACAUACUGAAGAGCACGGGCCCGACCAUCCCUUGUUGUUCUAGUGGCCUGUCCUUCCUUGCGUAAAAUUAGUAGAGUUUUGCGAUUAAGUGCAAAAAUGGCGCAAAUAACAAGCCUCGAAGACCCACUAACGGACGAUAUCACUGACGAGCUACUCAGUUUUCUGACAGACCUCCAAAAUAACUCGCCGGCGCUGGAGCUCGACGUAGAUUUGGACCAAGACACAUUGCCGUCCUUUCAUCAGCUGGAUCCCAUUGCACCUUGUGAGACAUGGAGUAUAUUGAGUGAAGAUAUCUGCGGACUAGAUCAAGAACACAUCGAUGAUUUUUCGUUCGAUUUCAACUUCAGAACCAACUUUAAAACACUAGUGGAAAAAGACAAGAUGGGUGGAGAAAGUAACGAUGUGUAUGCUAAUGUGGAUCACGUGCAGCCUGCGCAGAGUGGCAAGUGUAUUCAAGUACCAGAGAGCGUCUAGAGCGUCGACGACCCGUGUGUGCUUCUGACGUUGUGGGACGUCGUCGGGAAUCCUUCUGCUGCCCCCGCCGAGCCGACCGGGUCCCAGGACUCCCCAAGUACCUCGGGGAAGAAAGGAAAGACUCCCGACGAUGGAAAGUCCCAGCGGCAGCGCCGUCGACCCAAAGUCUCCUACAGGCACAUGACGAUGGAGCAGAAGACCACCCGCGUCCGCCUAUUGAACAACGAGGCGUCCAAGCUGUACCGAGACCGACGGAAGGGCAAGAGCACGCGGCUGGCUCAGGAGAGUGAAGAACUGGAGAAGGCGAACGAGGCCCUGCGUCAGGAAGUGAGAAGGAUUCAGGAGCUGAAGGAGAAGUUGAGAAAGUGCUCCCUGUGUGGAGACUGGAUUGUGAGUGAACAAGU
This is a messenger RNA of Penaeus monodon (black tiger shrimp), 1152 nucleotides long. RefSeq lists its product as uncharacterized. Gene Ontology annotation, biological process: DNA-templated transcription; regulation of transcription by RNA polymerase II. The record is from RefSeq and is a predicted model, not a curated record. Gene Ontology annotation, molecular function: RNA polymerase II cis-regulatory region sequence-specific DNA binding; DNA-binding transcription factor activity, RNA polymerase II-specific. NCBI's taxonomy places the organism in Eukaryota, Metazoa, Arthropoda, Malacostraca, Decapoda, Penaeidae.